CUAGGCUCCUCCUCCUCUUCUCGCCAUUGCAGUUGGACCCAGCAGCUGGUGAGCACCGCGUGGCUUUUGCGGGAGAGAUCCUGGUGGGUUGUGGCAGGCGGUCUGCGGCAGUUGCGGUUGGGGAAGGGACGCUGACAAGAUAGCUGAAGUAUUGCUAACACCAAGGAAAUCUGUCACAAUUCGAAAAUAUAAGCAAAAUUUUAUUUCCAGACACUACAGAAAAAGAAGUAAAAAUGCGUCCAUUGCGAAUUUUUGUGAAUGAUGAUCGCCUCGUGAUGGCAAAGCAUUCUUCUGUUUAUCCAACCCAAGAGGAACUGGAGGCAGUCCAGAACAUGGUGUCCCACACAGAGCGGGCGCUCAAAGCUGUGUCUGAUUGGAUUGAUGAACAGGAGAAAGGCAGCAGUGAACAUGCCGAGUCCGAGAACUUGGACAUGCCCCCGGAGGAUGAGAGCAAAGAAGGGGCCGGGGAGCAAAAGAUGGAGCAUAUGACCAGAACCCUGCGGGGUGUAAUGCGUGUUGGCCUUGUGGCAAAGGGCCUCCUGCUCAAAGGGGACUUGGACCUGGAGCUAGUGCUGCUAUGCAAGGAGAAACCCACAACUGCCCUCCUGGACAAGGUGGCUGACAACCUGGCCAUCCAGCUCGCUGCUGUUACAGAAGAUAAGUACGAAAUACUCCAAUCUGUCGAUGAUGCUGCGAUAGUGAUAAAAAACACAAAAGAGCCUCCAUUGUCCCUGACUAUCCACCUGACAUCCCCCGUUGUCAGAGAAGAAAUGGAGAAAAUAUUAGCUGGAGAAACGCUAUCAGUCAACGACCCCCCGGACGUCCUGGACAGGCAGAAAUGCCUUGCUGCCUUGGCAUCCCUCCAACAUGCCAAGUGGUUCCAGGACAGAGCCAAUGGGCUGAAGUCUUGUGUUAUUGUCAUCCGGGUCCUGAGGGACCUGUGCACCCGAGUGCCCACCUGGGGUCCUCUAAGAGGAUGGCCCCUUGAGCUUCUCUGUGAAAAGUCCAUCGGCACAGCCAACAGACCCAUGGGUGCUGGCGAGGCCCUGCGGAGAGUGCUGGAGUGCCUGGCGUCAGGCAUCGUGAUGCCAGAUGGUUCUGGCAUUUAUGACCCUUGUGAAAAAGAAGCCACUGAUGCUAUUGGGCAUCUAGACAGACAGCAACGGGAAGAUAUCACAGAGAGUGCGCAGCAUGCUCUGCGACUUGCUGCAUUUGGACAGCUGCAUAAAGUCCUGGGUAUGGACCCUCUGCCUUCUAAGAUGCCCAAGAAACCAAAGAAUGAAAACCCAGUGGACUACACGGCUCAAAUCCCCCCCAGUGCCACCUACGCCAUUACGCCAGUGAAACGCCCAAUGGAGGAGGAUGGAGAGGAAAAGCCUCCCAGCAAAAAGAAGAAGAAGAUUCAGAAGAAAGAGGAGAAGGCAGCGCCUCCCCAGGCUAUGAAUGCCCUGAUGAGGCUGAACCAGCUGAAGCCCGGGCUGCAGUAUAAACUGGUUUCCCAGGCGGGGCCGGUCCAUGCCCCCAUCUUCACCAUGUCUGUGGAAGUAGAUGGCAGCUCAUUCGAGGCCUCCGGACCAUCCAAAAAGACUGCCAAGCUGCAUGUGGCUGUCAAGGUGUUACAGGACAUGGGCUUGCCUACCGGUGCUGAAGGCAGAAACUCCAGUAAGGAGGAGGACUGGGCUGAAGAAACUGAGGCCAAACCAGCUGUCAUGGCCCCUCCACCUGUGGUAGAAGCCGCUUCGACCCCCACUGCCACCUUUACUGUGGAUCCCACUACCGAGCAGGGGCCGAUUCUGACCAAGCAUGGCAAGAACCCCGUCAUGGAACUUAAUGAGAAGAGGCAUGGCCUCAAGUAUGAGCUCAUCUCAGAGACUGGUGGCAGCCAUGACAAGCGCUUUGUGAUGGAGGUUGAGGUAGAUGGACAGAAGUUUCAAGGUGCUGGCUCAAAUAAAAAGGUGGCAAAAGCACAUGCUGCCCUUGCUGCGCUAGAAAAGCUAUUCCCUGAUGCCCCUCUCUCCCUGGAAGCCAAUAAGAAGAAGAGAGCACCUGUGCCUGUCAGAGGUGGACUGAAAUUUGCUGCUAAGCCACAUAUCCCUGGUUUUGGCAUGGGAGGCCCCAUGCACAACAACGUGCCCCCGCUCCCAAACCUUCGAGGGCGGGGAAGAGGAGGGAGCAUCCGUGGUCGGGGUAGAGGAAGAGGAUUUGGUGGCGCCAACCAUGGAAACUACAUGAAUGCUGGCGCUGGCUAUGGCAGCUAUGGGUAUGGAGGCAACUUGGCAACAGCUGGCUACAGUCAGUUCUACAGCAAUGGAGGGUAUUCUGGGAAUGCUGGCAGUGGCGGCGGCGGUGGGGGCGGUGGUGGCUCCUCUGGCUACGGCUCCUACUACCAGGGUGACAACUACAGCUCCCCAGUGCCCCCCGGGAAGAAACAGCCACAGGGGGGCCAGCAGAAACCCUCCUGCGGCUCAGGCUACCAGCCCCACCCAGGCCAGCAGCAGUCCUACAACCAGAGCCAGUACAGCAACUAUGGCCCCCCGCAGGGCAAGCAGAGAGGCUAUAGUCACGGCCAAGGCAACUACUACUCCAACUCCUACAGCUCCCCCGGGGGCGGGGGCGGCUCCGACUACAGCUACGAGAGCAAAUUCAGUGAGUUGGCAUCCAGUCCCCGAAAAGCUCAACACUGUCCCACCUCUGGCGGGGAGGGGGGGGGGCUGGAAGGAA
Molecule: messenger RNA, 2721 nt
Organism: Myotis brandtii (Brandt's bat)
Lineage: Eukaryota; Metazoa; Chordata; Mammalia; Chiroptera; Vespertilionidae
Product: interleukin enhancer-binding factor 3
Exons: 2
Cellular component (GO): precatalytic spliceosome
Molecular function (GO): single-stranded RNA binding; double-stranded RNA binding
Source: RefSeq, a predicted model, not a curated record